UGGCAGCAUCUCAUCCAUGGAGGUGAACGUGGACAUGAUGGAUCAGAUGGAGCUGAUCAACGUCUCGGACCAGGAGGCCUUAGAUGUGUUCUUCAGCUCCAGUGGAGAAGAGGGGUCCAUGACCUCCCCGCUGCCAGUCCAAGGAAACAACAACAAUGGGGAGGUCAUCAACAAUGGACUCUUUCGACAUGUCCUCGAGGGUCUUGAUGCCAAGUCCCGCAUGUCGUCCACGUCUUCAAACUCCUCCUCGGACCGCCAGAGUCUGGACGCCCACCGAGGAGAAAUCUGCGAAGUCAGGUCAGAAGAUGAGAAAACACACACCAGCACAAUCAAGCGGAGAGCCGUGCCUCCUGAGAUGGAGAGAGUGAUGAGUCAUACUCCAUCAGCAUCUUCGUAGGACGCGCCCUCUCCACCUGCAGCACCUAGAUUACACUCCCGGCAGGUGGUGAAAAAUGGACUUCUGGAUGAGAGCCAAUAAAAGAGCCUCCACAAACUGGCUCUUCUCACUGCUUUCAAGCUUUCCAUUUGAUUUAUGAGUUAUAGGGUUGGGUUCUGUGUGUGUUUUCGAGACUGUAAAUACUGGGAUUUCUUAUUAACCCUCAACUAUUUCUAUUCAUGUUUUGGCAUGUUGUAACGGACGUGAUUUGUUGCCCUGUUGUUGACCUCACUGGACCUGUUGACGAUGAAUGAUGACUUAAGGUACAUUUGGCAAAACACCACCGUGUUUCUAAUAAUUAACAAAACAGUUCCUGGUUAUUUGAAGGUGUUUCAGGAAAGGUAGUGAUAAGUUUUCUUCCAUGGAAACUUGAUGACGCUACAACCACAACCUGUGAACCAGAACCAAAAAAACACUGGCUAUUAUUUGUGUGAGACGUUACUAUGUAUGUUGAGUUAUCAUCGUUCAAACUUUGUUUGUAUAGCACUUCUCAUACAAUUAAAAUGUAGCGCAAAGUGCUUCACACUGUACAACAACCCUAUCCCCCUCUAUGCACACACAAAGCAAUUAAUGGGUUUGUAAUAAUAAAGAAACUCAAAAAUA
Trematomus bernacchii (emerald rockcod) is the source of this 1039-nucleotide messenger RNA. Its product is annotated as dysbindin-like. Gene Ontology annotation, cellular component: cytoplasm. Bases 17 to 397 code for a protein of 126 amino acids. Gene Ontology annotation, biological process: negative regulation of protein kinase activity. Lineage: Eukaryota; Metazoa; Chordata; Actinopteri; Perciformes; Nototheniidae. The record is from RefSeq and is a predicted model, not a curated record. The transcript has 2 exons.